Messenger RNA from Lymnaea stagnalis (great pond snail), 22121 nucleotides. NCBI's taxonomy places the organism in Eukaryota, Metazoa, Mollusca, Gastropoda, Lymnaeidae. The record is from the annotation of a GenBank genome assembly.
GCGGGAGAUAGACGUCCGGCGCGCCGGACGUGUAGACACUGCCAAUACAAAAAGCAUUGAUAGGCUAGUUACUAGUGACCUGUUCAAGUUCAACUCACAACUCACAACUGUCAUUACUCAUUACUACUACUACUACUAAGUCUUAAUAACUUACUACUUAAUCUAAGAUCUACUAUUACUAUUACUAUUACUGUCCAUUGUCAAUAGUAAAUAGUAAUAGUCAAUAGUGUACUGUAAUUGAGUAAUGAAAUUUCACUCCAUUUUUUUCCACAGGGCCACCAUAUUUGUUUUACUAAUUUCAUAUUGAAUAUUGUGCUAACCUGAUUGCAGUCUGAGUCUCUCCCCCAUUCACCUUUGUUAUUGUUGCCACGACACCAGACAGGUCAUGAAGAGGGCUGCCAUGUGAAAAAGAAAGAAAAUAUGCUCCCUUAACCCUUUUAGGAUGGAGCCUUUUCGGGGUGUAUGUGCCAAAAAAAGGAUCUCUUUUUACGAGCUCGGCACUCGCAUUGCAAAAAUUUUUAUAAAAACUAAACUAUUUCCUUAAUAUGUAAAACUAUAUAAAAUUGAAUGAACUAAUACAAUCUUUAUGAAUCAAACUGAAAUAUCAACAUUUAUGCAAAGGAAGUGUCUACACGUCCGGCGGUAUAUCUCCCGCACUACUUGUGGUGAGAGAUAUUUGUCCGUCAGCCUUUUCACGUGACCGCGAAUGAUUCAAAACUAUUGUCAUUGUUAAACUUAAAAUAUAUUUCUCUACCAAGUAAUGUACUGAGUAUCUUGCAAACAAAUAAUGGAAAAAAAAUACUUGGGUAUAUUACAAAAACAAAGUGGGGGUUAAGAAAUGAUGCCUUCUAGAAGGAAGCAAUGCUGAGAGGGAGAGAAUAACGUUAAUAAAAAAUAAGAAUGCUAAAAACAUAAUAGUGAGGGUGAUAAAUAAUUAAGUUUAAUGGUGUGGAGGCGAAUAGUUUACAAAGAAAUAAACCCUACCUCUUAAUAUAGGGCCGAUAUACUGGUAGCCUAGCCUACUUCUCAUGCAAUACUAAAUACUAAUCCUGAAAUACAACUUUAUUGACAUAGGUCUAUUGAAGUCUACUGGUAUUAUUUUAUUUGGUUCAUAUUUUAAAUUUAGGCUUGAAGGUAGACUUUACAAGAUGUAUUAACCAAGAUUAGGGACUUUUUUCUUUGACUUUGAAGAGUCUGAAUCAAAUAGACUAGUAAUAGUAGUAGUAAUGGUACUAAUAGUUAGUAUAUAGGCAGACUAGUUUAAUAUUCAAAGUCAAACACUUUAUGUAUCUCAGAGCAUUUGAAUAUAUUAACAUGUUCAGCAUUUAUUUAUUAUGUAGGGAUCGUCUUAAGAGGGUUAAAAAUCAACACUUAGGACUUAUGAUUUUAAAGGGGAAAAAAUGUUUAAAAAAAAAAAAUCAUUCAAUUUAAAUAAUUUAAAUGCACUUUUCUUUCUUUUUUCCAGUGAAAAACCUUGAAAUUAAGAUUUUUACAACUCUACCUAACCUGAAUUCUAAAUCACAGUAUCCCUAUUUCUAGUGUAAAUUCACCCCUAAAUUUUGUCCCCCUGAGCCCUUAACACUCAAGGCACGUUAUAUUGACUUUUCGAUCACCAAACAUUGAUGGAUAAUAACUUGAUUUAUUUAUAAACUUUUUAUAAACCAUUUGUUACUGUUAUUUUUAAUGUGCAUCUUUAAUUUAAUGGAUAAAUUAAUUAAAUAUUAUUUUAAAUUAAAAUUUAAAAAAAUUGUUCCGACCCUUGAGUUUUUGUUUUAGCCGCAACGCGAUUCCUGUCCGCCACUUGAUAAUCAUUUCAACUUUUCUCGAGAUGAGUCGCUCUCAAUUUUUUUACAAUUAUGGCUGAAUAUUUGUCAUCCAAUGAAGAAAUUGCUUAAAUUUCAAGUGAAGAUGAAACUUCUGUUGAAGAGGAGGAAGAAAGGGAGUUAUACUGAGAAUUUAUUGCCUUUUACUGGUGGACAAGUUCACUGUCGAAAGUAAUAUUUUUUUCUUUGUUACAAAGUUCUUCAACUCAUCUGACAGAUUACAGAUUAAAUUGAUUUUACUACAGUUAUAUUUGUAUAGGGUAGCAAUGGAAUAUAUAGAAACGUAGAAAAUUCAUUUUAGUUUUAGUAAUAUAUUUAAAAAAAAAAAUUUUUAUGAAGAAUUUAUUUUAUUAUUAUUUUUUCCCAAACCCAUAACAAAUUACAUUUCUCUUUGUUUAAAUUGGUUACGCUAUAAAAAGGCAUAAGAUUUCCAUAGGUAUUAUAUUAUGCUUCGUGAUAAUAUUAUAAUUUUCCAGAGAUUAGUUGCAAAAUUGAACAAUGUGGUAAGAUUAAUUGUGUUAAAUUAUAUAAAAAAUUCUUUUCAAUUCUAUAUCUAAUAUUAAUACAUUUAUUUCUUUUUUACAGUUAUGGUGAUUUUGACCUGGGGGAAACCCCACCCCCCCACCCCCGCCUAUUCCUGCAUUCAAGCCUGAAUGAUCCACCUGGUGCCCAUUUCCCCAAAUCAGCAACAAGAGAUGAGAGGAAGAAAUAUCUUACUUCUCUUUCAAUUUUCAAUUUAUUCUUUACAGACACAUUACUGAAGUCACUCUGCACAAAUACCAAUGAGAAUGCAACUACCAAGAGAUCCACUUAACCCUCAAUGUUCAGAAACUGGAUAAAUCUAAAUAAUCAAGAACUAUUAACAUUCAUGGGCCUUCUCUUGUACAUGGGACUUGUGCAAGCACCAAAUGUCAAAAGUUAUUGGAAUAAGAAAUCGUUACAAGGGAUUUUGGGCUAGAAAAUUCAUGUCAAGUUUAAGGUUUCAACAAAUAUGUUUUUUAAAAGUUUCAAACAGGAAUACACAGGCAACCAAUGAUAAAAUCGGUAAAGUCAGAUUUUUAUUUGACAUAAUUAGACGUGCAAUAAACUGUAUCAACAUUUCAAUUGAUGAAAGAAUGAUAAGGAAUAAGGGAAGAUACUCAUUUACUCAUUUUGCCAAUACAUUAGAGAUACACCAACCAAAGUGGGGAAUGAAAUUAUGGGUUCUUGCAGAUUGUAUUUCAGGGUGUACUUAUGAUUUUGAGAUUUAUUUAGGUAAAACUGGCAAUGUGCCUACUCAAGGUUUAGCUUAUGGGGUUGUUAUGAAAUUAGUAUCUUCCCUAAUCAAUCAGGGUUAUUAUUUAUAUUUUGACAAUUUUUAUUCUAGUUUUGCUUUGCUGACUGACCUUUUAAAGAAAGUCAUAUCAGCAUGUGGGACCAUAAUUUCAAGUAGGAAAGGCUAUCCACCUGAAUUAAAAAAUAUAAAACAAUCGGAAAAGACCAGUAAGAGGGGAUAUGAGGUGAGUUAGGAAGGAAGAAGUUGUGUGAUGCAGUGGAAGGACAAUAAAACUGCAUCAUUAGGUUCUACUAUCCAAAAGUCUAAUGAAUUUAAUAAUGUAUUUAGGAGAAAUAAAAAUAAAGGAGUUUUUGAAAAGUUAGAAGUUAGGAAAACCGGUAUUAGUAUGGGCGGGGUUAGAUAAGAGUGAUCAGCUUUUAAAUAAAUAUAAUUUGCUGAGGAAAACAAAUAAGUGGUGGAAAACUUUAUUAUUUUAUUGACGUUGCUAGAGUCAAUAGCUAUAUUUUGUUUCAAGACUGGAGAAAGCGAAAUACAGAUCUUGAAAUUUUAAAUAGGUCUCAGUCAAAUAGUCAACUGGAUUUUACAGUUGAACUAAUCAGUUGGAAAACAUAGAUGACAUUGCUCCAGUUCUUAGAGCACUAAUACCUAAGAUUGAAAUAAAAUGUUAUAGUAUUUGCCAACUAUAGUUUCAUCAAAUAAAAGAAAAAUUGUAAUAUGGUUAUGGUUUUCAACAAAUAGAGAGAAAAACAAAGGUUUAUUGCAGUGGUUGUGAUACCUUUUUGUCUUCUUUCAUAUUGCAAAAAAAUUAAUUAAAAAUGUUUUAUUCGAAUAAUAAAUGUUUAAUUUUUUUUAUUUUAUUAUUAACAGUAUCAUUAUUGAGUUGUUUUUUUAUAGCUGACGACUAUGGUUUUAUUUACAAUAACAUUUCCAUGUUAAAUUGAGAAAUUCUGUUAUAAAAGUUAAAAUGUCUUCUUUUUUUUCAUUUUCAUGAUUUUUAUUAUACAGUUAUAAAAAUCGUCUAAUUAUUUGAAAUUUGAGUAAAAUGCUUUGAAAUUGAAAUAUGUUUGGUAGAAAUUGUCACAGUUGAUGGCUAUAAUAAAGAUUUUAAGUUUGUAACAAUCACUUUUUUUCUUCUUUCCUACUGUUUGUGUCAUAUUGUAAUUUUCAUUAAAAAUUGGGUAAAAAAAACUUGGUCUAAUAACUUUCUAUAGAAAACCUUUCUUUAAAUAAAAUUAUAUUUCAUAUCAAUGUAAAGAUAAUUCAAUUUUGAAUCCAAUGUUAUUUAACAUGUUACUUUUGUUAGUGUCCUUCAUUUACCAAAUUUUAAAUUACCGGUACUGAGGGUACCCAAACCAAGUACAAUAAAAUGGGGAAAAACCAAGAAUAUUUGAGUUAUCCCCAAGUGGAAAUUCACCCCUAAACAUAGUCUCCCCCCUUCCCAGCAUAAAUUCACCCCUUUAUUUUUAGAUGGCCCAUUAGUAGGCUUAGACUAACUUUCCCAAUUUAAAUUGUAUAAGUUCCAAACAUGGAUUGGAGUUCAAUCCUCGGCAAAAUCCUGGACAAGCAAUUGCACAUCACCACGACCCCGGGUAGAUGGGACUUUAUAACUUUGGAUGGCAACUCAUCCAGAAAAAGGAAAACUAUUAAUUCAAACCUCGAGAUAGAGUCAUGUAGGUGUUAUGACAUUAAAAUUCUGACAACUCCUGCAACAUUCCUGGUUCCAAGCUGUUCUAUCCACACUUGAUGUUCCUUUGGAUUUAGGGUUACUAUGCGCCUGGGUUUCCCCGGACGUGUCCUCUUUUUAGACCCCUGUCCAGACGACUUUCCGAAAAUAGGGUUGCCGGGUUUUCCCCAUCUCUUUUUCCAUCAAUACCUUAUUGCUCACUUUUCCAUGUUAUUUGCUACACACGCACACCAGCAAUAUUUAGUUCAGUGGUAAGGGUUACUAAAGUAACCACUGAAACUUUGGGUUCUGGAAGAAGCCAUUCUUGUAAAACAGAACGGUAAUGCAAGUUCAGGAUCAUAAUAAUGAACCAGCUUAUUCUCCUAAAGAAAAAUACCAGGCCUGCAAAGUCUACACCAUCGUCACAAUGUGACGGAUGGAUGCUCAAAACUUUUUUUUGUAUAAUAUUUAAUCUAAUUACUAGCUAUUUAGCCACUGAAUAUCUUUCUUUUUUUAUCUUAAAUAUUACUGAAUUUUUUCAAUUCAGUAUAAAUUAAUUAAAUCUUUUAGUAUUAUUCCUAGUACCGUACUAAUAGUCUUGUAUAAUUGAAUUUUAACAAUUUUUAUUUUUAAGAGUAAAAGGAUAACCAUGAUGAUGGAUUAACUGCAUCAGAUCUAAAGACAAUUGUUCUCAAGAGGAUACCACAGGAGGAAAUUUGACAAAAAUAAUGUCUCAGAAAAGUCAAACUCAAGCUGUUUUCAUAGCAGAUAUUAUGUCAUGGAGCAGAGAAACUUGUCUACAAAAUUUGAAUAUUGUACUGCCUAAAGUCAUUGUAUCCUUUCCUUCAUUAUUUAUAUUCUGGGUCUUGACAAUAAAUACCUGGAAUAAAAUUUAAACUUUCUUUAUGUUUUAAAUGUAAAUUUUGGUUUCUUUUAUGUAAAAAAAAUAAUAAUGUAGUAAAGAAAAAUGAAACAUUUUGUUUUGCUUUGCUUAUACUUACAUAAAAUUUGUGAGCUCUUUAUUUAUGUAGGCUAUUUUGUGUUGCUCAUGGAUAUAAUCUGUAUUUUGGUCCUUCACAUACAUAAAGAUAGAUUUUGAAAAAUCUGCUGCAUACAUUGAAGAAGCAAUUGGUAAGUUUGAUCAAAUUAUCAAGACAGUUAACUUUGAUGAAUUAAAAUUAUUUUUAAAAAUUGUGAAGGAUUAAUCUUUUAUAAAUAUAUAUUUUGUUUGUGGUGUGGCUGCUUCCUAUUCACAACUGGCCCUCCCGCUACUCAACAUGUUUUAUAUUAAUAGUACUGAGUGGGGAAACAAAUGUCAAGCAGCCAGAGUCAUGCGUGACUUGAGCCCAGGUAAGAAGGAUGAAUUUUUUCGGAGGAAUUAUUAUUGCUAUUAUAUAAAUCACUAAAAAUUACAAAAAUGAUGAACAGUUCUUGCUGUUCUGGCAUCGGAUUGAUUUAAUAAUUUGUCAGCUCUCUUUUUACCCUAGAUUUGCUGAGGAUCAUUUGUCAAUCAUUAAUGCCUUGUGUACCAUUGGAGCAUCUGGAGGACCAAGUAUUUAGCAAGAUAUGCAAGUCUGUAAGUUCCAACCCCCGAAACAUAAAUCCUGAUAAAGUGGUUGGUUGGGGGGGGGGGGUGUCACAAUGACUACUGCCCCUAUGAUGGACUCCCAUAAAAACUCCAGAAACACCAAAGCCUGGUGGUCUGCUGCAGCAUUCACAAACAGACAGCAGCAUCUCAGAUCCGUAUUUUUACCCUAGUUUUGCUGAGGAUCAUUUGUCCAUCAUUAAUGGCUUGUGUACCAUUGGAGCAAUUGGAGGAGCAAGUAUUUAGCAAGAUAUUCAAGGCUGUAAGUUCCAACCCCCGAAACAUAAAUCCUGAUAAAGUGGUUGGUUGGGGGGGGGGGUGUCACAAUGACUACUGCCCCUAUGAUGGACUCCCAUAAAAACUCCAGAAACACCAAAGCCUGGUGGUCUGCUGCAGCAUUCACAAACAGACAGCAGCAUCUCAGAUCCGUUAUCUGCUUCUUUCAUAAUGCUCCCUAAAAUAUACAUGACAAUAAUUGAGUGAACUACUGUAGCCAUGAAUAAUAGCCUAAAAAGUUUGUUACUUCUAUAUUAUUUUUGGUUUGUGACACAUCUCCCUGCGUCUAUAUUAAUCUGGGUUAAUAUUUAAUUAUAACUAUGAUAUAAGUGACCAAUUUUGUGCAUUGGGGAUUGUGUUGAAAUAUCCCUGAUUACUAACAACAUUCAACACUUUUACUGACAGCUCACAUCCCUUAAGUUGCUUAACACUGGGUGAAAAUUUGAAUAACUUGUUUUGUACAUUUUUCUUUUUCAGUUUCAGGAAUAGAACUUUUUAACUUGAUUCUCUUUGCAGAUUUGUGGAUACACUGACAGUAUAAUUGAUAAAAUUCUCGUCCACAUGAGAAGUCAACUACAGGGCUCUUCACAAGAGUUGAAGCUAGUUGUAACAGAGUGUCUAGAGGUAAACACAUUUUAAAAUCUUUCUUUUUGUAAAAUUUUAAAGAAAAUGCCAAUCUAAAAUAAUAUUAUCUAUGUACUUAUUGAUUGGUUGGGUAGACAUGCACAUCAUUCUGAAGUGGCAUCCACAUGGGCCUCUUACUAUUUUCUUAACACCUUGAAGAACAGACUGAGACUCUUACAUACUAUUUUCUUAAUGACUUGAGGAAAGGGCUUAAUACUAUUUUGUUAAUGACUUGAAGAAAAAGCUGAGAAAGUGAAAAUCUUACAAAAUGGACCCAUGAAAAAAGUCAGCAUGUAAUUUUCAGAAAAUUAACAAAUGAAAAAUUAGCCUUUGAAAAAUAAAUUCUGCCCAAACAUAGCACCAAAUAUUUUACCCCAAAAACGCGGUAUUGUAAAUGCUCUACAACAGCUUUAGAAUUUGGUGAAAUAAGAAUUAGGAACAAUUGAGAAUUCAAGUUAUUUAUGUAUUUACAUGGGUAGUGAAUAAAGCUGAAAGGCUUAACAAAAUAAUGGGUAGUGAAGAAAGCUGGAAGUGUAAGACUUUACAAAAUAAUGGGUAGUGAAGAAAGCUGUAAGGCUUAACAAAUAAUGGGUAGUGAAGAAAGCUGUAAGGCUUAAAAUUAUGGGUAGUGAAGAGCUGUAAGGCUUAACAAAUAAAAUAAUGGGUGGUGAAGAAAGCUGUAAGGCUUAACAAAAUAUGACACUUCAUUUCAGAUUCAAGAUGAAUGUUCUGAACAAUUAUCUUUAUGUUCUUUUUUUUCCCUUCAUGCUAGUGGUUAGUAUCUAUUGGCCAAUGCCUUGAACUAUGUGCCAAGUGUGCGAUCGGGGUGGCCAAUGAUGUGGAGCUGUCCUGUGUCCAGUCCCUACCAUCUUGUAUCGUCCAUCUCCUUGUACAGGCCUACAGCCACUGUAAGACCAGCAAUGAUCUUUAUGGAGAUUUCUUAGAGCAGGUCUCAGAGUCUUUGUCAACUUUAUUCAAAAUGGCACAUUCAUUGCAAAUGGUAAGUAACUGUGCUCACUUAUGUGACCUGUUGAAUUCAUUCAUUUGGUAAACUAUCAUCUUGUGAAGUUAAAAAAGAAAAAAAAAGUGAACUUAAAAUUUGUUUUAGAACUACAAAAUGGAGAGUUGGACAGAGCUAUUUAAACAUUUUUACACACACAGGGUUUGCGAGUAAAAAAAACCACAACAAUCUUUUCACAUGACUUUUUCAUGGUACGUCGAAAAAUAAGUUUAUAAGCUGGUAAAUUCAAUAACUUUGUAAAAAAAAAAGGGUGAUAUUGAUUUCACUUUGUUUAUUUAAAUACGGUGAUCUGUAUUACCGCGGCUAUCAAAAUUAACCUAUUCUCUAUAAUUACAUCUAAAAUCUCUAUCAAAUUCAUCAUCUGAGGCCAUUUAGGCAAAAUUUCUAUUGAUUGUUUUUCUAUUUAAAAAAAAAAAGCAAAAUUUGAAGAUAUUUGGUCUUCUAACAAGUUACUUUCAUUUAAAAGUUCUGAUUUAUCCAAUGGGGAAGGAUGUAAAUUCGAACUUUUCUUGUUGCCAUGUAGUAUAGUAGCCAAUUGGUGUUCGGAUAUAAAGGUUGAACUUGGUCUUUCCCAGAUCGGCAUCAUGUAAUAUAACAGACCUGGUUACUGACCUUUGGUGAAGGGUCCAAGAAAUAUGAUAGGUUGGGGACCAUCCAUAAUUAUAUUGCAUAAGCACUGAGGGGGAGAGAGGUGUUGGUGUUGACUAUGAAGCGUACAGGUGGGCAUGGGAGGGGUAAGAGAUAGGUGACUAAAUAUUUUUUUAGUUUUGAACAAUUUUGAGAUGGUAAAGUACUAUUCUGAAAGGAUAUUGUACUAUUUUGGUAGUUCCAGAAUAACCAGGUCUGGUAUAAAGUGUUGAGCAUGUAAAAAUGACUUAACACACAACAAAAACUAAAUAUUUGUUUUAGAAAGAGAUGAGAGAGUUUUUCAGGGCUUUUCUGGUGUUGUCAGUUCUGUUCUGUUAUAUUCUAUAUUUUUUCUUGUCUUUGAAAACAAAAUUUUCACAUCCCUCUCAGAUCUCUGACUCAAAAAAACUUUUAAGAAGCUUUUAAUUAAGAUAAUAAAAUUCACAAAUCAAAUUGUUUAAAUUUAAUUGUUUUGAAAAUAAAUUGUUGUGGAUAAUUUCUGAAUGACUUGAGUUAAUAUAAUUUAUUUUUUAUCCCAUUAGUCACUUCUUACCUUGUUAGACAGACUGUGUAUAUCAGGCGCUCAUCUAGAGGAACAUGUCACUGUGCUUUGUUCUGGUAAGUCGUAAUAAAAACAUGAAUUUGACUUUUUAAAUGACAUAUGAAAUGCAUGUUGCCAUCAUACAUUACGAGUGGUAAACCUAUAGGAUGUUUAUAAGAUGGCUAAUGGUUGACGAGCUGUUGAACCUGUUGUGUUGUGUUCAUCCACUCAUGCCGACGAGAUCUACUUGUCUGGGAUAAGUCUUUCACUUCAUCCCAUGAGACAGUAUAUCUGAUAGCAACAGCCACUAAUACAACACACACUAACCGGUUUGUUGCAAGAUAUGAGUUUAUUUAACAAUUCCUCAACUAUGGUUGUUAUAUAAUUUCAGAUUAAUAAUCCAAUCGUUCCAGCCAAACACUAAGCAACACACAAGUUCAAAAAGUCAACAGGAUAUGCGCCAUCUAUCCACCCUAACAACAACUAAAACUAACGCGUCAGUUCCCCUUACCCAAAUUCAUCACAACACCCUCACACAAUAGAUACAGCUACACAUGAAAUCUCUAAACUAAACAUCUUUUCCCUACCAAACAUGACAUCAGUGAUCUACAUAUAUCAACAGUGAUUCUCAUACCCUUGACAGUGGUCUGCCAUGUAAAUCGUAUAAUCCUUUUAAUAGAUGGCUAGGGGUUUGACAUGCCAGGCUUGUUGACCUGGAAUCAGAGCUGUACAACAUUCUAGUGACUCUUGAUUCAAGUGGAAAUGAAUAAUUUAAAUACCUUAAUGUUGUGUUUAUCUCUGUAGAAUUUGAUGUUGAUUGGUUUUUUUUCUCUUGCAGUCUGCACAGGUCUGUACAACAUCUGUAGUGUUGUUACAAGUCUUGAUGUCAAAUUGGUCAUCAGUUUGUGGAAAGGAAUAUCAAAGUAAGCCUCAUGUACUUUAUAACCUCAUAUUUCCUCUCUGCAGUUUAUAGUAAAAUGAUUUACCAAUAUUAGAAUAGAUGAAGAACUCUUCUUGUCAUUUAAAUAUUUUCAUUUUAAGUGAACUGAAGAGUUCAUUAUAAAAAAAUAAUACUUGUCAUACACAAAGGAAUACAACUAAAGCUCAAGUAGCUGCUAUAAGUUUAAUUAAAUGUUUAAGGAUUUUAAUGUUUUAAAGAAAAAUAGUAGAUCAUUCAUAUUCACAAACAGGACCAAAAUUAAAAAAAUAAAAAUAAUGAAGUAGUUAAUAGUAGAGAGUUUCUUUCAAAUAUCAGUUAUCAGUCUUAUUUUUCCCUUCCUAUAUCAGGUUGUGCAAUCAGCACCUCUCAUUGUUACAAGAUCGAUUUGAUGUGUCUCCGCUCCUCAACUUCCUGUGCGAUGAAAUUAGACAGGGUUACCUGUAUCUCUUUCACCUGUGCCCUGCAUCCUCACCUAAUUUGCUGGUUAGCGUUGUUUAGACUGAAUAUCUCAUCAUAAACUCCUACAAAGUCAUGAUAUGAUUAUUUACUGAAUACACUACAUUUUUAAAUAUUACUAAUUUAAAGGCAUCUCUUAAUUUUUAAAAAAUUAAAGAAUGGGAAAGUGAAAUGCUUUAUGUUUCAUGUAAACAUCUGGAAAAAGUUGUUUAGUUUUAAUAACAAUAAAGUUCUUCUUUCCUAAGGGGAGUAACUAGAAUUUGUGACCCCCAAGUGUGGACCUUGAUUUUUUUGCCUCUCCUAAACAACAAAAACCACAAUGCACAUACAAUGUGCAUUAAAAGAUAAGCUACGUGAAGUGUAUAUAGUUGACUGAAAAUGCCCCCCACCAAAAUAAGUGAUAAACGGAUCCACCCCAUCUCCCUACCCCCCAUGCAUCUCUCCUACAGCACUUGCAUGAAUGCAUUUAACAGGUUUUUUGUUGUUUUGUUGACACCAGUCACAGGGAGAUGACAAGGCUUUCAACAAGUUGGUCAAAAUUCUUGGCUUCCAAAUGAAGGUGAUGGUGGCACUCCUCAGGGACUUCUCAGCUUACCUUGACAACUGUGAGGACAAUAUUCUGGAGCUUCUCAUGUGUUUUCUUCGGUGAGUUCUUGCUUCAGGAGAUCUGAAAUUUUUAUAAAAAUGUGUUAGAAAGGUAUUUAUAAAAUGUUAUCAUAGUUGCUCUCAAAUGAUUUUUUUUAAUUGGGUAGCAAAGUAGGGUCUUUUGGUAUGAUUAUUCACUCAAACUUGCACUGUGAGUAAAUAAGACAAAAAAUGUGUACUGCAAGAAUGAAUUAAACAUAGGACAUCGUUUUUAUAAGCUAUGAAAGUAAGUCCAGGUCAGAUAAAAAAGAAAAGAGUAAAUGAUAAAUUAAAUUGUAACUUAUUCAAAAUAAAGCAAAUGUUCUAUUUUCAGUUAUUUGCCCCCCAGUGUCUAUUCCAAGAGUAUUUCUAAUGGUCAAGAGUCAGUUAUUAGAAACCAGCUUGUCAAUGCUGCUGUGCCCAUCAUUGGUCAUCUGGUGGCCAACAGAGUGUUUAGGCUGGGUUUGACGAAGAAAACUCCAGGUCAAAUAUCUUCUUUUCAAAACUGUUUAUCAAAUUAUUUAAAUGGCAUCAUUUUUUAUUGUAAAUUUAAUUCACCCCAUAGUUAAUCACCUAUUGUAAAUUUAAUUCACCCCAUAGUUAAUCACCUAUUGUAAAUUUAAUUCACCCCAUAGUUAAUCACCUAUUGUAAAUUUAAUUCACCCCAUAGUUAAUCACCUAUUGUAAAUUCAAUUAUUUUCCCAAAUUGAUCAUACAAAUUAAUUACUAAUAAUCUGUUUUAAAAAAAUCAUACGCCUAGCAAGAAUUUUUAUUAAUUAAUUUAUGUUAAAGGAUAACUUGUUGCCUAGAACCUAUAAGCUUAUGAAAAAAAUAUUUAUUUUAGUAAAGCUGUUAAGCUUCAUGUCCUGAUUUUUUCUGUUUUAGGUAGGAUAUGUAUAUUGAUAUUAUGUAAAUUUAAUUUAUACUUAUUUAAAUGUGUUUUGUUUGUUUGUACUGAUGAAGGCAUGUGCCGAAACGUUUAAUUGUGUAUAAUGUAUAAUUAUUAUUAAAGCUAACUCAUAUUGUUCUAUUGACACAAUUUGUUCGUGUCUUAUUAAUCUAUUUUAAAGCUUUAUCGCAGUCCAACACUUUUCAUGUCCUGAGUGUUGAUACUUUUUGAAGAAGUUAAAGUUAGUUCAGAUCUCCUGAAUGUUUGAGUUUCAUUAAUUCUUUUUAAAACCAUGGAAAAGUGUGUUUAUAAAUCAGUUCUCUACUAGUCAGUCCAACGGCGGAAAAAAUUUCGGUUCCCCUUGACCUCCCCAUAGCCGAAUGAAAACACAAUUUUAGCGAGAUCGUGCUCAAUGUUUAGUUUAUGUCCCAUCAUUUUGUUGACAGCAGAGACUGUGCCAGAGGAUCAUUUACCCAAACUUCUCCUCCAGCUGAUGGUACUGGAUAAGCUACCUACACUUGAAGGUACGGGAAGUUCAAGUUCAUGAAUGUGCUGAUAGAUGUACAUGGAACACUUCUGGCACUAUAUGUAACUGAUGUGUGACCAGUGCUACUUGUCUCUUACAGUCUGAUUCUUACUAAGUGUUAAUUAAAUGAAACUAUAAACUUUGAAGUCACAUUGAAGGGUCACAAUAUAAAUAUGUGUCCAAAAUGGAACAAAUUAACUGUCAUGACAUGACAUCAUAUAACUUCAUACACUUUAUAAUACGAUCAGAUCAAAGAUGGCUGUUCCGAUUUGAUGUGGUGUAUCCUAAAUCAAUGCAAGAGCACUUUUCCUCAACUUCCUUCCUCUCUCUCUCUCUCUCUCUGUGGGCAUGACAUCAAAAUCAUUGUCAUUAAUACUUAAAAUAACAAAACAAUAUAUUUCUAUAAAUAUAGAGCUGUUACAGUACACAUAAAACUAUUUCAUUUACCUGUAUGGUAUGUGCCAACACUGUUGACAAAUAUAUUUAAAUACAACCUUUCAGAAAUUGGGUACUCUAGAUUUUUAUAUGUUAAAAAAAAUCAUAUGAACUUUAAUUAUUGCUUUUGAGUUUGAGAUUAUUCGAUUUUACAAAGUUGCAACUGCUUCUGAUUUCCUUUUAAAUUUAUGAAAUAUUUUCUUUGUAAUUAUUUGACCCAGAAAGACUGGAGCUUCAUUUCUUUUUUCCCAGUCCCACAUAAUGUACUUAGGGUACAAUUUGAUCAUUUUUGUUCCUGCAGUUGAUGUUAUGGAUUAUUGGCUGACACCAGUGAAUCACAGUGAGAACAUACCAACACUUGGCCUGUUGGCUGCAAUAUUUCACAGUGUACAGCUGUGUAAGUAUUUUUAUUGUUUUAUGAGGGGUCUUUUGGGGCACAUUUUGGUGUUUUUAUUCUUAUUAUCAUAGUCACAGUCAUGUGGAGUUUCUUCUUUACUUUUACCAGCCUGAUCCACACAAUAGUUUGUUUUCACUUUAAGCAGCAGGUGCCCCAAAAAAAUGUUAUAAAAUGCAGUGGUUCCCAACAUUUUUUACUCGCUGAGCCCUUUACAAGAAUCGAAUACUAUUGGGGACCGCCUUAGGCCCACCCCAUAUCUUACAAGUUAAUAGUGAUAAUUAGUUUUCUUGAGUGGCUGCGGAGCCCCGAAGAAGUGCACAGGUUGAGAACCACUGGUAUACUAUAACGAUCAAUUAUUGUUCUAAUGACAGGUGAAGUGGAGAUGAGAAUACCGGUCAUGUUACCUGGUGUUAUGGUAUCAGGGAAACCUGAAAGGUAAUCUAGCAUUAAACUGCAAUUACAUUUAUUUAUCUCUAGUGAUUUAUUUACUUAUUUUGAUUUCUGGCAGCCUGAAAUCUUACUAUCAAAUACAUUUUAUUGUUGGUACAUUGGUUUAGAACCCCUUUCCUAAAUAAACUCUGAAUGGCCGUGCUUUUAUAUUUGUAGAAAAGUGAGCCUAUAUGAACAUGUGGCAAUUCACAUUUGUGGAUACAUAGGAGCCUGCUUGGCAAGACAUUUUAAUGUAACGGUGAGUUACCACAGUUUUACAAAAAAUAUCAGGUGUACAAUUUUUCUUCAUUCACCUACCCCAUGCUUAUCUGAUACUAAUUUUACUAAUUUAAAAAUAAGAACACACACACAAUCUUAGUUAUGGAAUAGCUCAUUCCAAAUUCUGUAUCUCAUCAGGAGUGCAUACUUCUAGAGAAUGUUCUACAUGGAAGUCAUGUGUCUUCACUGCUUGCCACUGACUGUUGGUGUUUCCUAUCCAGGUGAUUGCCAUUAUUUUCAUCUUUCUUAAAUUUUUUUUGUUAAAUCUCACAAAACCAAUUAUACUAAAGUUGGGUGAAUGUGACUAUAGAGUUAUGCAGGUGUCUACAGAUGUUGGUAAACCAUUCAUUUUUAGUAGGUAGACAAUUGAUACAUGUAAACUGUAGAUGAAACUUGUCAUUAGAUUAACUUAUUUUCUUUGUUAGAUAUGGCACAGCUGGAUUAUGCCAAGACCAUGUCAAAAGGCUGGUGGGUCUCUACAAGGAAAUCCAGUUGAGAGGAUCCACUAAGAGUAAUAGAAAAGCUCAGUUCAGACUGGAAUGUCUGUUGCAAAGGCUGCUCAAACUAAUGACUUCAGAGCAUCAGGUUUUCUGUGGUAUUCUUACUUUGAAUUAGGGACAGUAAUUUAUGUUUUUGGGAAAGUUUCCUCAAGUUGGAUCAUUGUUUGAAAAGUCAUCAUAAUUUUGAGGUCUAUUCACUAAGCGUGUUUCACCAUUCACUAGUUCUAUUCACUCGGAGUGUUUCACCAUUCACUAGGUCUAUUCACUAGGCGCAUUUCACCAUUCACUAGCUCUAUUCACUAGGAGUGUUCCAAUAUUUGUCAUUAUUUCAUCUAGUAAUCCAAGCAAAGUAAUGUGAGACUACAUAUUAUUUUUAAUCAUCCUAAAAGACCGAGUUUAGCUUGAUGAUCUUUAUCUUAAUUAGCACAUAUUAAAAUAGCUUAAAACAAUCGAUUUUCUCAUUGUGAUUUUGUCCAGGCUGCUUUAGUUGAACUGAUUCCGCCUGAUAGAGAUCCAGCAUUUUGGUUGGCCAUGUCCCCUGACAGCCCACAGUCUAACCUGCCUAAAGUUGUUCAUCAGAAGCUGGUGACGUGGGGAAUGGAUGUACUACAAGCCAGUAGUGGAAAAUCUGCAGAUAUUGUAAGCAAUAAGAUUUUAAUCGGUAAAAAUUGGUAAAUCUCUUUUUAGUUUAUUAACCCUUUGAUCCCGCUUUAUCGGUCUGCGCCUUAAAAAUCCACACCCCCGCCAGACUGAUAUUUUGGUCUCCCAUACCUUACCAUAGAUCGACUGUCCGUAUAUAAAAUGUGUUGUAAAUACUGAGUUCAGGGCUUAUCAUGUGACUUGCAAAAGGUCACAGUAAUUGCAGCGCCCAUGAAUGCAUUGUUUUUGUUAUGUAUAGAGGUGACAAAAAUACAAAAAUUGCUAUUCUAAAGGACUCAAACUAAAGUAGUUUAAUGAUAAUGUAAAUAAUUCAAAGGAUUAUUAUUGUGCUUUCUAGUCGAUGUGUGCUUUGGGAAUAAAAGAAACGACACAAGGUCUACCCCUAGUCCUAGCCUUGGCUUUUAUGAAAAAUCAGGGUUGUAUGAAUGGCCUUUUACUAAGCCCUUUUACAACAUUUCUAAGACAAUUGUAUUUCUAUGAUACAUUUUAUAAUACUAAUUGACUACUAACAGACACAUUUAGAUUGAAAUAAAUACAAUUUAUUUAAUUUUAUAAUCAUUUGAUUUUGUUUGCUUGUGUGUCAGUGUGUGGACAUUUUCCCCAGGAGCCCAGGGGCAAGGGUGUUUUGGGCCCAAGAGUCCAGGGGCAUGGGUGUUUUAGGCCCAGGAGUCAAGGGUUCAAAGGGUUCAAUAUGAAUUUUAAUAAGGAUUUUUCCUGAUAAAAAAUUUAUAGCAGUUAAAUAUUUCUUUAAUAAAAAUUAUACCAUUCAGUUGAGUUGCGUAAUAUUUUUUCAAAUAAAAUCUUGCACAAACUUUAAAAAAAACGUUUAGCAAUCUUUUUUCAGUAUUUCUAAACAGAUUAGCUUUUAAAAAGUAUAUCAUCAAAGUGAGUAAAAUGGUAGCAACAAUAUUUAUUUAUUUAUUUAUUUAUUUAGGCAUUUUUAUAUAGCGCUUAUCAUAAAGCUCUAAGCGCUUUACAAUUAUUAAAACAAGUAAACUAAGUAAAUACAAAUGAGACACUAGGAUAGUAACUACUAUUCUAUAGAAACAAUGAAAAUGGCUAUAAAAAGAGGACACUUUGACACUUCAGGAUUAAACCGAAACAGAAAAUUAGGUAGGGCAAGGAGGGUGCAUCACAGGUCAUAGGCGGACCUAAACAGAUGAGUUUUAAGGGACUUUUUGAAAAUGGACGAGGUUUCACUAUGACGUAUAUGGAAGGGGAGCUGGUUCCAGAACGUGGGCCCAUGGAAGCAGAAGGAGCGUUCACCGAUGGUCUUAGUUUUAGUUCUUGGGAUGGAGAGGGUUCUACUGUCAAUGGAAGAACGUAUCAAUAUCCCUGCUUGAUAGUAUCUGAGCUGUGCAGAGACUGUGAAUGAUUUUAAAAAAAUGAUCUAAUUUCAUCAGCUCACUUGCAUCCGCUGAUUUUUGCCUUAGAAAGUACAUUCAUAAAUAGUUCACUUGCAUCCGCUGAUUUUUGCCUUAGAAAGUACAUUCAUAAAUUAUACCAUUACAAGUUUUUAGUUUCAGGCUGUAGAGUUUUUCACAAAGUUGUUGUCCAACAAUAGCUCAGAACCCUGCUUAGCACCUCACCAACAAGCCAUCCUUUUGGAAUUCACUUGCAAGAUGUGGGCCCAGUUGGUCAAAUCCCCAGAAAUAAAGGCAAAAAUCAGAGAACAGCUUUUGACACGUCUCAUGCCAUUAACAAGGUGCUUUGUUUCUCUGAUGGAGACCAGUGAUAUUUUACAGGUAACAUGAGCAUUUGACAUGUGAAGGUACGCCAUUUCAUCCACUGCUUUUGAUAAAAGGAAAUGAAAAUAAAUGAUUUUAUUAUUCUCCGCACGCUGCAUGUUAUUUUUCAUGUCAUGUUCUGGAUACUUCCUCUUGUUGCUAAAAAGAUUUUUUUCAAUUACUGUUCCAGUUAGAUUUUAACAUAUUAUCCUAUAUCAACCCUAUGAGAAAAAGCGUUUGAGCUUUGCAUCAUUUCUAUGAUCUUUGAGCUUUGCAUCUUUUUCUAUGACCUUUGAGCUAAAAUAUUCAUAUGAAUUUUAAAAACUUCCACUGAAUUAUUUAAUUUUAUAAUUUUUUUUUAUUAACCAGGUUUUAAUUGUGAUACAAGGAUAUUUAAUACCUGCCUGUCCAGUAGCUUUAAGUUUGUCCAUAAUAGAGUUUUUGACAGGAUUCAGGACCCUCAGAAUGGCUCCAUCAUUUCAGGUAUUUGACUCAUUCAUUCAUGUGACUUUUAGUGUUACAAUAAGGUUACUGAUACAUUUAAGUACCCAUUACCGUAUAUACCCCUGUACCGAUCCCACUUUUUUUAACCCAAAAUUUUGAAAAAAAAAAUAGGGUUAUGACCUAUUCACUCCACAUCAAUUGGCUUACUGUUAUUCAUUGUGGAGUAGGCAUUAAUUAUGAAAAGUUAGAGAAUUGUUUUCUCCCUUGCAUGCACUUGAGUCAAGAGCAAUGAUGUUUAAAACUGUUUAUCACAGAUCACUUAGUUUAUGACAAUUGUUAAACAAAUUUGAGUUAUAUUUACAUAAAAAGAGAUUCAUGUAGCUCUGCAAACUAAGGGUGCAACCUAUAGAUGGGUUGACCAAAAAUACCCAGAUUAAUACCCCCCAAACUAAGGAUGCGACCUAUCCACCGGUUCCACCUAUAUGCGAGGAUAUAUAGUAAUCUAAUAUUAAGAUAAUUUUAAAAAGUCACAAUUUAUUUAAAAGCCUUCAUUUACUUUUAAAAUUUAAAUCAAGCCACAUUGUCCCCACCCACCUCCAAUUGUAGUCUCAUUGUGAGAUGGUUUUUCUGAGAAGAAACAUGUUUUUCUGCCUUAAGCCAGGCAGAUGCAUCUCAUUAAUUAUUGAAGAAAUAGACCUAUUUACUCAACACUCAACACAUUAUUGACAUGGUUUUAAAUUAAUAUCUUUCUGAAGUAUAUAAUUAGAACUGUACACACAAUUUUUCUUUAUCAACUGUAGACAGACUCUGUUUAUAACGUUCAAUAAUCUUGAAUGUAUUUACUUAUCAGCAGAGCCAAGUUUUGGAGAAAAUGGCCAAGACAUUUCAUCACAUGAUGUGUCAUCCACAUCCACUGGUACACCACAUGGCUCUGUCUGCCUUCUCAGACUUUGCCACACACACCAGCCAUGAGGAGGCAAUCCCAGCCUGCAUCAUGGAGAAUAAGUGGCUUCAAGGGAGGGUAGAACAUUUUCUUAAUAAGGUCAGAAGCAGUACAUUAGAUAUUUGCAAUAGUUUGUGUGGGGAUGACAUUGACAGAUGUUUAAGAACUCUAUUAUCCAGUAACUUUCUGAGAAUGACUCCUGAAGGAUUAGAUAAAAAUUGAAAUCUUCAGUUGGAUAAAAAUGUUAUUAAUAUUGAUCAUCUAAUCAAUCAUGUAGAUUCUAUGGAUUGAUACCAAAAUACAGCUUUGCACAAAAACAAUUUUUAAGCUUAAAGUUAGAACCGAAAGAUAUAAAAGUUCCUUUGUCCCCCAGUCUAAGAAUUUACCAGCGUGUUCCCCCAAUGGUUACCAAAUCUAAAUGAUCACUAAUUAAGUCAUUGUUGUCACUAAGGUAUUUUUUUUUGGUGGGGUGGGGGUGUAUAUGAUUUGGCAAGAAGAGAAAAUCCCAACAGAAUGGGAAACAGCAUUAAUAACCCCAAUACACAAGAAAGGCUCCAAACUUCAGUGCACAAACUACAGAGGAAUCUCCCUGUUAAAUGUUACAUACAAAAUACUGACAAAAGUAGUUGCCAAAAGUCUACAACCUUACACUGAAGAAAUACUAGGUCAUUUCCAAUGUGGAUUCAGGCCUAACAGAUCAACGACUGAUCAGAUUUUCACCAUCAGAUGCCUGUUAGAGAAAUGCUAUGAAUUUAAUAUACCAGUACAUCAACUCUAUGUGGACUAUAAAAUGGCCUAUGACAGCAUCAAAAGAAACUGUUUAUAUGAGACUCUGCAGGAGUUUGGGAUACCCAACAAACUGAGAAGACUAAUACAUGUAACACUAAACAACUCAAAAAGCUAAAUCAAGAUUCAAGGAGAAUAUUCAAGGGAAUUUCAUAUUAGACGAGGCCUAAGACAGGGAGACUCACUGUCUUGUAUGCUCUUUAACCUGACAUUAGAGAGAGUUAUUAGAAACAUACACAUUGUCACUUGAGGAACGAUAACAGGAUGCUUUCUGAGGGAAACUCGAGACCCUCAACCAGCGGGCACACUCUACAACCAACCACUUCAGUAUCUUGCAUAUGCUGAUGACAUAGCACUUCUAGGGAAAAGUAUAAAAGACAUAUCAAAAUCCUUUAUUGAAUUAGAAGACGCAUCUCUACAAGCAGGGCUGGAAUUUAACAACCAAAAAACAAAAUACAUGACCAUGAUAAGAGAGGAACAAACAGAUGAAAUAAUUAAAAUUAGAAACCAAACUUUUGAAAAAGUAAAUCAAUUCAAAUACCUAGGAUCCUUGUUAAAUGAAAGAAACAAAUUACUAACAGAAAUAAAAGAAAGAAUAUCAGCCGCAAGCAGGACAUACUUCAGUAGUCAGAAAAUACUCAAAAGUAAAAACACUACAAGAGAAACAAAGAAAACUAUUUAUAAAACUGUGAUCAGACCAGUUGUAACAUACGCAAGUGAAACUUGGACCCUAACAAAAACAGCAGAAAACCUAUUAAACACAUGGGAGAGGAAAGUUCUCAGGAAAAUAUGUGGGCCAACAAAGGAUGAAUAUGGAUGGAGAAUACGAACCAACCAGGAAUUAUACAGUCUAUAUCAGGAUCCCACGAUAGUGGCAGAAAUAAAAAGAGGCAGGCUACGCUGGGCAGGACACCUAGAGAGAAUGCCAAAUGACAGAGGAACGAAGAGGAUAUAUCACCAAUACCCCAGAAGAAAAAGGCUCAAAGGCAGACCUAGGCUUAGGUGGAUAGAUGAUGUAGAAAAAGUCCAAGCAUGGAAAAGAAAGGCAUUAGUUAGGUCUGAGUGGAAGUGGUGAGGCAGGCCAAAGGCCUACAUGGGCUGUAGCGCCACAGGAUGUGGGUAUAUGAUGGCUGAUUUUUACGCUAGACAAAUACUUUAGUUGUCUUGUAUUUGAAUUGUUAUAAUUGUAAAAUGUUGUCUUGGUUAAAAUAUGUAUAUAUUUUUAUGUUAAAAUUUAAUUAAUGUAAUGAAGAAAAAAAAAUGUCCAGUUAUUUAGAUGAAUAAUAGAAUCUUCUCUUAUUUCUCAGAUCCCUCAUCAGUCAACACAGAGCUUUAUUCUUCUGGACUAUUUGAGAGAUCAAAUGAAGGAGGAAGAUGUCACUGUGAGUCAGGAGCACUCUAACAAUCUGACAGAAACACAUUCCAACGUUGAUGGAGAGACUGAUGGCAACGAGGCAAGUUAAUACAUGAACACUAUUUAUUAUUUAUUGCAGUUGUCUCGCUAACACUACUAUCACCCUUACAUCACAGGUCAGCCAUUGGAACACCAUUAUAAUUGGUCGCUCUUUGUGACAGUUAUCAUUUUGAUGGGGAAAGGUUAGGCUGUUUUGAGUUGAUAGAGAAAAAUUCUACAGCAAAAAUCAGAAGUUGUUAUGCAAUUAAUUUUUAAUUUACCGUAUCCUAAAAGCCAAAGUGCAAAAAUUAUGCAGUCUUUUUCCCCUGGAAGCUAUUUCUUUGAUUUAGCAAUGAACUUGUGCUGAGCGUUACAUAACAGCUCAAAAUUAUUGAUGCAAAAGAUAUUCAAUCUUUAAAGAAAAUUAUUUUUACAUUUAAAGUAUAACUAUUCAUAUUUCUCAUUACCAGCGGCCAUCCAAAAAACCCAGGUACAUGGAUGAAAGUUCUCAUGACAAAUCAACCACAGUAGAUAUCUGCAACAGCAGCACAGCCUCCUGUGCCGCUGAUCAAGCUCUUUCACCAAAUUUCCAGGCGAUACUUACCCAGUUAACUGACUUGGCUGAUAGGCUUGAACAAGAAUGCCAUCGAUCAACUCCUCCGACACAUUUUAUAGCAACGACCAAACUUGCCCUGACCAGGAUCUAUGAUUGUAUAUCAGAUGAUAAAUCUUGGUUUGACAGAUUAUCCUAAUGUUGUGGAAUAUUAGUUUUCAACUGAUUCUUGAUAUAAGGCUUUGAUUAAGCUCUAAUCUUGAUGAAUUGGUGACUUUAUGCAGAUGGCAUUCUUUAUGAAUGACCCAUUGCCCAUUCUCCCAUUUAUUAUUAAUUUUGAGUCUAUUCCUCUAGAAUGCAAUUUGCAUAUGGGAAGAUUUUUUACUGUAAGUGUACUAAAAUUAAAAGACCUGAGAAGACAAAUAUAAGAUUUUGUUGCAUUUUCUGUAAAAAUAGUGAAUAUGUAGAAUUAGUUUUUGUUCAGUAUGGUAAAUAUGAAAGUUAGUACUAGGAGGAAAGAAUAUUUAUGUCAAACUUUGUUGUUAAAAUUGUUAAUUGUAAAUUUGAAAAAAAAAUUAUCUCCAUGAAACUAGGUCACGGCCAGUGUUGGUAUUUCCCCUAUUUGUUUAUUGAAUUAAGUCUCCUUGGACAUGUGUUUCAUUUGCUGUUCUUAAAGAUUUUUAAAAUUAAACAUCACUUUAUGA